Molecule: messenger RNA, 3996 nt
Organism: Plasmodium knowlesi strain H
Lineage: Eukaryota; Apicomplexa; Aconoidasida; Haemosporida; Plasmodiidae
Product: conserved Plasmodium protein, unknown function
Exons: 3
Coding region: 1-3996 (1331 amino acids)
Source: RefSeq, a predicted model, not a curated record
AUGGAACUUACUUCCAAUGCUAUACAUCCGAAUGAAGUUGCAUUUAAGAAACCGAAAAAAAAUAUGAGCAUAAAAAAGGCUAAGGCAAACUCAAUCAAUUUGGACUCAAACGAAACGAGCGACAUGCCAGUGGAACCCCCUCCUUCUUCUCCAAACGGAAAUGACACAGAUGAAAAAGAUACCACAAUCAAAAGUAAAGUAAAAAAACAUAGACUAAAAAAAGUGGACGAGCUGCAAAAUGGGGUUUCAAACAACGAUGAUGGAGAAAGUAUUGAGAAGUCUAUGAAUCAGAAAAAGAAAGAGAAGUUGACGGGAAAAAAAAAAAAAGAUCAAAAGGAGAGUGUCGAUGGGGAGGGACAACAAGAUGAAGUAACAAAUGUCGAAACGGCUGCAGAAAAAAAAGCAAAAUUGAAAGAAGCACGGAAAAUAAAAAAUGACUUGAAGGAAAAAAAAAAUAAUCCAAUAAACGUCAACAUUGACACGUUGCAAGAACAAAUCGAUAGUAUUAACAAACAACCAACGAAAGAUACCAAGCAAAUUAUCUUGGAAUUAAAAAGUACACUAAAUAUUGUGGAUAGUUCGAACGAAAUUAAAAAAAUUGAUGGACUAAAUACAAAUGAAAUAAAAACCCUAGACGCAUGGUAUUCUGCCAACAAGUUAAAAAUCAUCCCUUGCUUAUUUGAAGACAAACCGCUCAAUGCCAGCUUGCUAAAUGCGCUGUACUAUAUCGAACCGGCAUUUAGAAAUAAAAAGCGAAAAAUAAUUAUCUACCUAAAAUUUGUCAAGGCGAAAUAUGAAAAGUCGCUGAAAAGGGGCAGCGAGGGAAAGGUGGGUAACAGUGAUGAGGACAGCAACGACAAGAAGGACUCAUGCAAAGACGGACAAGAACAGUACAAUGAUAAAAUUAUGGAAAUACUACAUAAUGAUUUGGAAAAUUUAAAACAAAAGGAAUACAUGAAAAAAAUACUGGAACUUCUCAAAAACGAAAACAGUUUUAUCAAUUUGAAGCAAUAUUUUUAUUUUUUAACAAAUACAUCCAUUGACAUACUGGAUGUGUUUUUAGAGGAAGAUGGACUAUCGUGCAUAAAACAUAUUUUGCAAAAUAUAGCUAAAAGGAAGCGCAUGAAAAAAUGCUCCAUUUUGCUAAUUCAUAUUCUAAAUGUUUUAAAAAAAUUAAAUAUCACUCUGGAUCAUUUAAAGUGCACGUUGAUAGGAGUACCCAUCAACUUUAUUGCUAGAAAUAAGGUCGACGAGAAGAAUGACAUGAACUAUACAACGGACAACGAGCAGGUUCAGAACAUGGCGAAGGAGCUAAUCGAUGAGUGGAAGCUUAUACGGGACAAGGCCUUAACUGGUGUGGGUGCCGACCGGGGGGUUUACCCCUCUGGGGCGGAAAAACGCGAAAGCAAAAUGGAAAAAGCAGAAGAAAGGAAAGCGCAGAAUAAAGUGGAGAAUGCACAGGAAAACACGCUGGACAGUACAACGCCUCCCAAAGGCGAAGCGGACAGCGGACCGGGUCUCCCAACCAAAAGUAAAACCAUGGAAGUGUUCCCCAGGGAGAGCUCCAACGACCGUGCAGUUAGAAAGGCCAAAUCGAUGAACCCUAGGAAAGACGAAAAAACAAAACAAGAAGAAAAGAAGGGAAAUCCCAAUUUUGUCCAUUUGGAACCGAAAGGUGUAGUAAUCCCCCAUUCCAAAAGUAAUGAUAAAAAAAAAACAGACAAAUCCAACGAAGGCAAAAAUAUUAUGCUAGAAAUAAUAGACACGUUGAAUGAAGAGUACGAAAAGAAAAAAAAAAGACAUCAAGAAUAUAGGAAAGCAAAAAUUGAAGGAAAAAUCAAAAAGUUCAGUUCUUUGAAAAAUACACCUGAAAAUGUCAAGAGUGAAAUUAUCCUCCCCGAUAUUGAUAGUAUUCCUAAACCCCAUUUGGAUAGUUCCUUAAGUAAAAGACAUUCCCUUGACGAUUUUUCUCCAUCCACCUCCCUACCCCAACAUCAUCAAAUGAUCAAUAAAUUCCCACAAAAUAAUAGCAGUGUUAUGAAUAACUAUAUGCAAAGCUCGAGCUACAGGAUGAACAAAAGUACAAAGAUGAUGAGCGCAUCUCCUCCACCACAUGAUAGGUUCAACAGGGGAAAGGAAAACUACCCUUUGGAGAUCCUAAAAAAACAAAACGGUAAUGCAUACCUAGAGGAAGAAGAGCCCUACAACAGUAGAAAUAUUGUUAGUAGAAAUUCAAGCUCACUGAACAGGACGACCCACUCAAGGGAAAACAAAUCUGCAUACAUGGACCAGUACAACGGUACACACGAUGAUAGGAGUAUGAAGAGCCAACCGUUCGAGGACAAUGAAUCCAUGUUUGGUCAUUCCCCGAUCAACAACAUGAAUACAGAUAUGAGUUUUUUAAAAAAUAAACGUGGUUUUCCACCCCCGCGGUAUAGCAGAGACGCUAGUCGUGCGUAUGAAGAGGGGUAUAGGGAAGCAUCCACCUACAGAAUGCAUCAUAAAGAAAGGCAACCAUCCGAUCGUAACAGUACUUACAUGGAAGAUGAUCAGUUUGGUAAUGUACCACAGAAAAGGAGAAGAAACGCUUCCCCUAGGAAUAACCCAGAUGAUCACCUCAUGUAUGAUCAUCCAUAUAGAGGAAAAAACAGCGGUCAUAAAACGGUCCAGUUUUCUGAUGAAAAUCCAACCGUAUAUUCCUACGAUGCACCCAGAUUGGAUCGAAGCAGAGGGAAAGAAAUGAAAAACAGAAUGAGUGAUAUCCACUCCGAGGUUAAAGACCCAUUUGAACUUUAUUCUGGUGUUCCUUAUCACUCAAGGGAUCUCGACCAAGGAUCAAUGGAAAGAUCGGCGAAAUCAGAAUGGAGAAACGGUAAGAUUUUUCAUGGUAACAAUACGAUUUGCUUCAAAAAUAGAGAUGACAUUACUACCAACAAUGUGGGUAGUCAAGAGGGAGAGGAAGAGGAUACCUUUUGGGGUUCCUUCACAAAAAACGAAUUCAUGAAUUUAUUAACCUUUAAAAAUGUAUCCCCAAAUGGGAACAAAUCUGCCAAAGGUGCGGGAGGAAAACUAUUACCUUUUCUCCAUGGCGCCUCGUCAAAUGGUAACAAAAUUAACGCCUUAAUUUUACUUAACUCUGUUUUACUGGAAGGUGCAGGUAAAAAAAUGGAGGAUCGUAGUCUCAUGAACAAUCGGGAAGUCAACCUUGACGCCUAUCAUGGAGGAAAGAAAUAUGGAGAUUCUGUGGAAAGAACUUUUGGUAGCGCCUCACAUAUGAAAGAAAUGCUGCACACCUCACUGAAGGAGAUUUUUAAAAAUUACAAAAAUUUCGAAAAUGUAAAAAUAAAUUAUGAAGUUGCCAUAAAAGGGAACCAUUACCCUCCAAAAAUAUUUGAAGACAGUGAAGUGCUCAAAAAUGACAUCAUCAUUAAAUUUAAUUAUGACAGUUUGGAGAAGGUUCCUAUAUAUUUAACCUGUGGAAGAGACGCUCCAAAUAUUGCACCGAACAAAUACGAAGCUGAGAUGGAUAAGAAUAGUAACAACAUGACAAAUCUUAUUCCGGAAGAAUUUAACUUGUUACCAUUACCUGAGUUGUUUCCCCCGCCAAAUUUAAACAACCUCCAACUCCCCCCCAUACCGAUUAUACCUGGGCUCCCCUCAUCGCAAAAUAUUAUUCCUCCCAUUAUGGUACCAUAUAAUUCUGCUCCGUUUAAUGAACUACCCGACAGCAGGAACAACUUGCCUCACGAACACACACAAAGUGACGUGAGUGGUAACCCCAUCGGCGAUGAAAAACUCUACAAAUCCUUUGACGAUUUCUUAAACAUUUUUGACGAGGACAUUCGAAAUAUUCUGCUCAAAAAUACUGACCUGGCCAAAUUGCUCAUGAGCAAACCAGACGUCGUGAAGAAGAUGCUGAAAGGCCCAGAGUACAUUAACGAGGCCUUGUGUUCGUUGGAAGAGGAGCUUAAAAGUUGGAAUCGGUCCUCCAACUGA